Hydractinia symbiolongicarpus is the source of this 3258-nucleotide messenger RNA. RefSeq names its product monoacylglycerol lipase ABHD6-like. Bases 709 to 1707 code for a protein of 332 amino acids. The transcript has 7 exons. The record is from RefSeq and is a predicted model, not a curated record. Lineage: Eukaryota; Metazoa; Cnidaria; Hydrozoa; Anthoathecata; Hydractiniidae.
GAUAUUUGACAUUGUAAACCUGAAAGCCGAGCUACAUUGAUUCAAGGACAGUUUUUUUUAUAUAUAUGCAUCCCAAGGUCGGCAUGCUAAAAAAAACUUUUUUAUAACCUCAUCAGAACCAACCUUGUUUUAAAGGAUGUAAAAUGAGAAAAAAAUAGACGUUAAGUUUUUAAUACAUCCUUUGUUGUAAACAAAUAAAAAACCAUGUCACUCCAUUUUAAUUUUAGUAGAAUCUGCAUUUUAAUUUAAUUUAGACCUUGAAAGAUCGACUUUACCGCUCUAAGGGAAACAAAGUCAAAAAAUAUUAUAGCUGAGUUAAAUUUUGUAAUUUAAAUCCCUGGAGUAAAUUUUCUCUUUUUAUGGAAGAAAAAAACACGAGAACAAAAAUUUAGAAUCUGUAAACAUGAUAAAUAAUAUCUUAGUAGAAAUAAAAUGUUUUCCCUAGGUUAUGUCCUGCUUCCUGAUUUAUUUUGUACUGUUAUUUCAAAAUUUAUACAAAACAUAUUACGGAAUAAGAUUUUUGAAAAAAAAUGCAUUAAAAGGGGUUACCAUAUCCUUAAUAAAUUAUAAUUUUUUUCAUAUCAAGCAAAUGUUUACUGACAUAAACACCUGAUGUAAACUUGUUAUAGGUCAGAAAAUAUUUCAAUUGCUUUAUUAAAUGUUGUAAAUUCUAGGAAAUAGUUAUUUAUUUUCACAGCAAGUUUGGUCAUGGAAGACCUCAUAUUUAAUGCUGUUCUAACAGCUAUCACCAUUUGCAUUUUAAUUAUCACACUUUUAUGGUUUAUGCCACAUUUAAUCAUAACAAUUUUUGUGAGAGUGGCAGUGAUCUUUUCAAAAUUCAAGGAAAAAAAUGUUUGUGUUAAGGGUAACACCUAUUGCUCCUACAUUGAAAGAGGCAACAUAGAUUCAACAAAGAAGUCAAUUUUAUUUAUCCAUGGCUUUUUUGGCUCUGCUGUCGAUUUUGUACAAAUUGCUCCAUACUUUGAUAAAUCUUAUCAUUUGGUGGCUAUAGACAUGUAUAAUCAUGGUGGUACCACCAGCUUGAACAGAAAUGUUACAAUGGAAGAUAUGGUUGUCCUAGUUAAAACGUUUAGUGAGAAAACAGAUCUCCAUCGCAGAAAGUUUCAUUUGGUGGGGUUUUCAAUGGGUGGCAGUGUGGCUGUUGAUUAUGCAUCUCAGUAUAGUGAAGAUGUUGCAUCACUGACUUUAAUGGGAACGACUGGAAUGCAGGUGAACUAUAUGUCAGGAAAGAAGCCUAAAAGCGUUGUUUUCACCAGUGAUGAAGAUUUGCUGAAUACGUUGGACUAUUUAAGUAGUGGGAAAUUAUCUCACCCUCCCAAGGCAAUUACAACUGCUCUGAGAUAUUAUAAAAACCGGAAGGCUUCUGAUGUAGAUUAUGUUUUAAAUGGAACGGUAUAUGAUUACAAGUUUUCAGAAGCCAAUUUAAAAAGCAUAUCGCAUUUAGAUGUUUUAAUUCUAUGGGGUGACGAAGAUUUGAUUUGUCCAAAACAAGGAAUGGAUUUUCUAAAGUCUCGUCUUCCACGUGCGACCGACGUGUUGAUCAAGAAUUGCGGACAUGUCAUGCUACUGUCUCAUAUAAAAGAAGUUGCUGAGCAUCUUAAACGAUGGAUGGAUAGUAGGGAAAAUGACGAUGAAAAAACUGUUCCGCACAAAAGUUCAAAUGUUGUACUAAAAUCUCCUUAUUAAUUGACUUUUGAGUGUAUUUUUUGGAAAGAACGUGCGUAUCCGUACAAACUUUUACUGGGGUUACUUUUACUAGAGGAAAAGUUUUUGUCUGAGUGUGAAAAAAAUUUUCCAAUUUGACGCUCCUAGUCAAAAUUUUUCAACUAUCAAACUUUCUUAGACUCGUGUAAGUUUCUCCGAUUUUAAGUUAGUCAACGCUUUUGUUGCAUAAUAGUAGCUAAAUGUUUAAAAAAAGAAAUUUAUUUCAGAACAGUUCUUUGUACAUUUGACUUUUUUAUCAUUUACAAUCUAGAAAUAAUAAUGAAUAUGAAAAAAGCAUUAGUUUAUUUACGGUAAAAUAUUUUCCAAAACAUCGUGAAACAAAAACUUGGUUGAAAGAAAAAUUGGAUUCCAAAGUUUAUUUUUGAUGGAUUAAAUUUCUUUAUUUUAUAUACUUUUAAUUACAAAAAAGUACAAAAAUUUUCACAUUUGCAAAUAACUUCGGGAGUCAUAUAUUUUUACUUAACAAAAAAAAGCUACUUAUAUUUUUGAAAACGUUAACAUUAAACUCUAAAUACGAUAAUACAAUAAUACAAUAUUUCGGUCACCUAAAUGUUUUUUCCCUUUUUUUCGAUGGAUGAAAAUUGGAAACUCUCGUGCUGUGUUGUGCAAAUGUGAAAGCGUGUGAAAAUAUUGUCGGUCGGCGCUGAAUUUGUGAAAUUCUUCGUUUGUUUUAAUCCAUUUGGCGCAUCGUGUCGCCCUUAUAAUAGUGGGAGUGGAAGUAAAAAAGACGUUUUUAAUACACUUUAAAAAAAUUUCCUCUUAAAACUCACGGAAUGAAAAAAUAAUGAGUUUAUUGUGUGCAGUAAUGUAAUUUAAAACCACGUAAAAAAAAAAUUAAAAAAAACAAAUUUUGUGACACAACUUUAUAUUUACCUGAAUAUUUAUUCUUUUGUUGGCAUUUACCGAAGUUGAAGAAUAUCAAUUCGUUUUUAAGAAAGAAAACUACACCAGUUUUUACUAUUUGAUAAGAACAUCCGACCUAAGCCAAUUAAUUGCUAUUUCAAGUUCUUUUGAUGUUUUCAAUAUAGAAAUCUUUUUCGUUAGUUUUUUUUGUUUCUUUUUUCUUUUACUGUAUUUCGUAUUUUAAUUCAAUAUGUGCUCCACAGUGUUUGCGCGAUUAUAAGGAUUAAUCAUAGUUGCUUUUUCCUCCUGCAGACCGAAUGAAUUUUAAAAUGCUUCAUGGUGUGAGUUCGUGGGCAUAAAGUAUUGCGGAGGAGAGUUUAUUUUCGCGCCCUUUUUUUAGUGAUCACUGAUUUGUUCAUUAUUUCGGAAAGCUUAGAAGAUAAACAGAUUAUUUUCUCCGAUACCAUAAAACGGCAUGAAUGUUUUCAAAAACAAACUGAAAACAGAAAACAACAAUCAGGACGUGGUAGAGAAAGACUGAAACAAUACAAAAUGGUAGCCAAAGUGUUGAUUAUGUUUUUUUGUUCUAUGGUUUUGUUCCAAACCUUCCAAACCAGUGAUGCUUUUCUUGCUUCAUUUAAUGGACGAAGAGCAGCUGUUGAAAAAGAG